UAGAACGGUGCCUGGGCGGCUUCACGCAAAACAACAAUAAAAGCAUGAACCAGCUUAUUUGGAAGAUCACUCCAAAAAUAGCUCCUGCUGGUGCGAAAACCGUCGAAAUUGCAGCGUAUGUUGCUUCCUGCACAUUCAAUGAAGGAAUCUCUGCUCUCCUUAUGUUUCUUCAUGCGAUGGAUGUAAAACUCGGACCUGUCAGUCACGAAUAUGCGCGUAAUGAGGACAAUCAUCGCAUUCUCGCGGCCGAGAAAAAAGCGGAGGCUCAGACUCGAGAAGCAAGAAUGAAGCUUCGGCAAGACCAAAAAGAUGCAUUGGACCUUGCAGCUGCAGCGGAAUCUUCCCUUUAUGGGCCUGGAAUCGAUGAUUCCAUAUGAAAAUUGACGGAGAUAAUGUAACUACCGCAAGGACACUUUUUUUGGCGUGGUCAACAU
Molecule: messenger RNA, 434 nt
Organism: Cyphomyrmex costatus
Lineage: Eukaryota; Metazoa; Arthropoda; Insecta; Hymenoptera; Formicidae
Exons: 2
Coding region: 45-377 (110 amino acids)
Source: RefSeq, a predicted model, not a curated record